UUCCAGGUUUUCUAGGUCGUUACAAAGAAGGAAUAGAUCCAAACAGAAUAUUCCCACCAUCGUCAAAGAUGUACACUUUUGGAAACUCUAUUACCACAAUUCAAGGAUGCAUCCAGACAUGUAGAGACAACUCUAAACCAAUAGCUGUACUUGCCAGUGCAGAUGAAUGUUACUGUGGUGAUGACGACAUUGAUUACCAGCAAUAUGGUGAAGCUGUGCCUGGUGAGAUGAUCAACGAAUAUGUAUUCUAUGGUACUCAACAAUGUAGUGGAGAUACUGGUACUGAACCUUACAUACAAGGAUGUGGUGGAGAUUACCAAUUAGAUGUCUAUGAUACUACUAUCGGUGCAUGUGGAGGGCAGUUCACUGGUCAUAGUGGUUAUAUAUAUUCCCCAAACUUCCCUGGCAAGUAUCCACGUGACCAGAAUUGUAUAUGGACGAUUACAGUUGAAGACAACCAUAUAAUUCAGAUUAGUAUAUUGAUGUAUAAGAUAAGUACAGGUGAUUACCUUGAUAUAAGAGAUGGUGAUGACGUAACUGCACCAAAAAUUACGUGGGACAGCAUGAAUGUGUACAGUACUGGAUAUGUAGUGUGGUUACAAUUUUAUUCAAAUUCAGAAACGAACACAGAUUUGGGAUUUGCGUUGACAUACAAAGCCUUACCUCAGUGCAGUAAACCACAGCCAUCGUACUCCAACGUGAUAACGACUCCAUCUCCACUUCAUAAUCAUUCCAAUCCUGGAGACAGCAUUACAUUUAGAUGUACAACUGGUUAUAUAUUGAAUGGAGUAAGUGUUAUAACAUGUCAAGAUAAUGGACAGUGGAAUAGUAGUGUACCUACAUGUACAGCUCUACCUCAGUGCAGUAAACCACAACCAGUGUAUUCACACGUGAUAACGACUCCAUCUCCACUUCCUGAUUAUUUCAAUCCUGGAGACAGGGUUACAUUUAGAUGUAAAACUGGUUAUAUAUUGAAUGAAGUAAGUGUUAUAACAUGUCAAGAUGAUGGACAGUGGACUAGUAGUGUACCUACAUGUACAGCUGUAUCCUGUGGUUCACCACCAUCAUUUCCAAAUGCCUACCAUACGAAUACUGAAUAUACCUAUCCAAAUAUUGUAUACUAUCAUUGCAAUGAUGGUUACUAUCAUAGUGGUGGUGGUACACCAUAUAAACAAUGUCUGGAUUCUGCUACAUGGUCAGUUGGAAUUGAACCACAAUGUACAGAUAAUAACAUGGCUAUGUACAUUGGUAUAGGCGUUGCUGCAUUUGUUACCAUGACAAUAAUCAUAUUAAUUUUGAUAUCACUGAUGCGUUGUCAGCGAAAUAGAAGUAAAACAAGCAGAGACCAUGAACUGGUGGAGGUUGGUGAAAACACCCAUGGUACAUCUCACAGAAACAUUGACGUCACAGAAGGAUGUGCAGAUGCAGAUCAUGGUCCAGGUAUGAAUGAAUUUGCAUCUGACGACACGGCUGACUAUGAUGUGAUCGACAAAAAUUACAAAAAAAAUAUCACUCCUACCAUCGCUGUUAUUGAACCUUUCUCUCGAGAUAUAAAUGUAACAGACGAUUGGAAACCUGCAACUGGUGUACAGAAACAGCGGGAUCCUGGAAUUGAAGAAAUUAAUAAUAUGGAAGCUGAAGCCACGCUGGCUAACAUGUAUGCGUGUGUGAAUAAACCCAAGACAAGACUGACACGAAAUCGUAAUGUUGAGGUAGAAAGCGUCUCUGCAUACGAUGAUGUUCAAAUAGAACAACUGAUUCCUAUCAGACUGAGUGUCGAUUUUACUGUAAAUCCACGUCCAACCUCAAUGGAAGUAAGUCGUGUUGGUGAUGAAAUUCCGACCACGCAAGUAAGUGACAUGUAUGCAUUCGUUGAAAAGCGAAAUUCUGCGAGAUCUCGUACGAUGCCAACAGAUAGACCAGUGGAUGCCGAGUCAGUUGAUGAUGAUAACAAAGUGCCUGUAGUACCACCUAGGAGAAUGUCAUUGGUAGAAUCUGAAGGGAACAAUCAGCAAGAAGGUUUUGUAGAAAAUGACAUUUACCAGUCAACUGGGGAGUCCGAUGUUGAUGAUGCCGCUUUAUCUUCACCAAUCCCACUAAAGGAUGGAAAUAGAGGCGCACGCACCACUGAGAAAACGGCAGGUGAUUAUGAAGGAUUUAUAGAGUGUGCUGUUUACCAGUCAGCUGGGGGUGCCGACGAUUAUGAAAAUAACAGCCAACCACAGGAGGGUUUUGUUGACAAUGCCAUGUAUGAAUCAAUGUAG
This is a messenger RNA of Saccoglossus kowalevskii, 2264 nucleotides long. RefSeq lists its product as uncharacterized. The record is from RefSeq and is a predicted model, not a curated record. NCBI's taxonomy places the organism in Eukaryota, Metazoa, Hemichordata, Enteropneusta, Harrimaniidae.